GCCACAAGCGAAAGAAGCAACGGUCACACUGGGCUAUUGAUUUAAAACCAAACAAAUGAUUUGCAAAAUUUUGUAAAUCCAAAAGUGAGUCAAAAGUUAUAGGGUUAUGGCUACCAGCUCCUCCAACUCCUCGGCGCCAUUAUCUGUGUGCCCUUCGGCGGGACCUGGUGGUAAUGAGACAACAGCAACGCCAUCUCUUCAGGCGUGCAAAAGCAGCGGCUGCAAAAUCGGAACAUACGUUGAAAAGACUAAACGCAGAUGUUCUCAGUUUGUGUCGGCUCCAUAUAUAAUGCAAAAACCUCUGGUAGUCAAUGGCACCACUGCCAUAUUCCAGAUGGGCGGACAAAUGGCCAAAGUGGGCGACAUCCCGUCACUGUCCGCAGUUACCGGUGGCGAUGGCAAAGCCAUCUAUCGCAUUAAGCCGGGCACACACGCUCAUGUCAUCAACUAUGUGCUCGUCGAUGAGGGAUCCGAUUCCAUGGAAAAGGCAAAGUCAGGCGACCAGGAAACAAUGAGAAUGCUUCUAGACUCCCAGCGAGAGAGCGCCACCUCCAAGCUUCAAAAAUUCAUAGCCAAUCAUCGUGGAACUACUACCAACAAUGCCGCUGCUCCGGCUCCUGUUCCUCCAGUUGCAACUCCAGCAGUUGUGACGGUUCAACCUCCUGCUGUUCAGCCAUCUGCUCUUAUUACCACACCACAAAUUCAUCCAGAUUUCUCAAUUGCCAGUGUAGAGGGGGCUGUAUCGUUUGCAUCGCCUAAUUUGGAACCUAUAGCCACACCGACAGCUUUGACAGCAGCGCCCUCUAUUCCACCGAGCCUUGCUCCGGCCACCACUAACAAUAACAACAAUGCCGUGGAACGUUUGCAAGCUGAGAUUUUGGAAUUACGGCGUACAGUGGUACGUCUACAGGGAGAAAAAUUAUACUCCCUUGAAAACUGUUCAAAUUAGUCUUAAAAUUACACUUAAAUAUGUUACUAAAAUAAGUAAAGAAUACGUGUUUUUUCCUUUGAUUUCAGUUUGUACUUAAUUAAUUAAUGCAACUGAGAUAAAUUCUCUCUGUGUAUGUAUAUGGACUAUGCUUGAAUGCAGCUUAUUUGUUUAAUUUCCUUUAAUUUUGUAUUUUUCUUUUAUUAAAUUCAAAUUACUUGCCAAACAUUAAA
Drosophila willistoni is the source of this 1161-nucleotide messenger RNA. RefSeq lists its product as uncharacterized. The transcript has a single exon. Bases 107 to 949 code for a protein of 280 amino acids. The record is from RefSeq and is a predicted model, not a curated record. NCBI's taxonomy places the organism in Eukaryota, Metazoa, Arthropoda, Insecta, Diptera, Drosophilidae.